AAAUAAAAACUGUAUAAUAUUUAUUUUGUUUUCUCGUCCAUUUUCUUUCAAAGUAUAAUUUAUGCCGGUAUUCAUAGUUCGUAAGACAAAAGAUCGGAUGAUGAAUACCGGCCUUAGUUUACAAAUUUGCAAUUAAUUUUUCCUAAAUUUACUUGGGCGAUAAGUUUGAUCGAAAUCGGUGAGAUCGGCCCGGCGAACCACCGGACUCCUAUUGGCGAACGUCAGCGACACCUCCGAUCGCGAUCCAAAGCUGCGGCAGCAGCAGCUGCUGCUGGUCCCACACGUGACAUCUUUGGACGAGACGGCGUGCCUUCUAGAUCCGCGCGCUUUACAUGCCCCGUGGCCAGUGCAACAGCGACUGAUUUUCAGAAUGGCGACUGUCUUCACCUAGGAGGGUUACUGGUUCUGCACGCUCGCCCGUGACACUCCGUGUGACUGACGCGUGUCCGUGUGGCCUUCUAUGCCAGAACGUGACACGGGACGCGCCGAGAAUGAUAAUCGACAAUCCGGACCAGUUCAAGGCGUGGCUCACCGCCGUGCUGGAGCCGCUUUGCGACGCAGAUCCUGCUGCUUUAGCCAAAUAUGUCUACGCACUGGUCAAGAAGGACAAAACUUUGGAAGAACUACGAGGUGGUAUGGUUGAGCAAUUGGAUGUAUUUUUGCAGCAAGAAACCAAAAACUUUGUGGAAUUGCUCUUCAAGACACUGGAGACACAAGAGUAUGUGUUCCCACCACCUAAGAGUGAUCCAGAUGGAGGUGGAACACCACCUCCCAGUGUAAAUCUACCGCCCGCAAAUGUAUCUUUAUCAACGGAGAAAGCAAUAGAGUCAACAAAUCCACUAGGACCUAUGGUUCCAAAUCCCCCUGUUCAACUUCAAAUCAAUGGAUCUGCUCCUGCUGUAAUUAGUAAACGCGAGACUAGGAAAUCUGAUUCAGAUAAGGAUAAAGAAAAGGAAAAACGAUCUCGAAGCAGGAGUGGGAGAAUGAGAUCGAGAACACGAUCACGAUCACGAUCGUGGGAAAGGGACAGACGUAGAUCCAGAAGUAGAGAACACAUCCGACGUGAUAGAGAAAGAGAUAGAAGUCGCCCAUGGCGAAACGAAUCUCCACCGAUCAGUAUCAGACGACAUGAUCGCCGACGUACCAGGAGUCGCAGUACAUCACCAAUACGGUCUAGAAUACGCGACGGUCCAGACAAUCGCGAUCAUCGAGCGAGGUUUCGGAACAGAUCUCCGACGCCGCUUCGAUCCCGAUCGCGUUCAAGAUCACUAGAACGGAAGAAGAGUGAUCGCUUCGAGAGGAUAGAGGUAGAUAGAAUCGAUCGAAUCGAGGGAAGUCCUGGUGGUGGUACGCCGACCCAAGAUAGUAAUCACGGGGAUGUAGACAUGAGGCUGUCUACGACUAGUCAAUCGAUACAAAGUGUUGUCGCCGUUGCGAGUAGUAUUCCAAAUAAUCAGACAAGUUCUUUUCAACAACAGACAAAGAGACGUUGCAGAGAUUUCGACGAAAAGGGAUAUUGUAUGAGGGGAGAUCUUUGUCCUUACGAUCACGGUACGGACCCAGUUAUAUUGGAAGAUGUAGCACUUAGUCGUGUUUUGAGUUUCGGACCUCAUGGUGCUCAGGGUCCAGGAACAGUUCCAGUGGCCGCGGUAUCAGAACCACCGCAGGGUCCUAAUGGUAACCCACCACCACCACAUCUUCCUCUUACUACUUUACCACCUCCUCAUUUAAGAAACCAUCAUUCGAAUAUGGAUGCCUUUGCAGAGUAUAAUCCUGACGCACCUAGUAUGGAACCACGAAUGCCAUGGAAUAGACACCCGCAACCCACGUCCGGUAUUUACGGCAGGGGGCAAAGAGAACUGAUCAGUGUGCCGGUUAUUCCCCACACAAAUUCAUCGGAAAUAACCCAUACCCAGAGCAACAAUCCGUUAAAACGUAAACAAACGUUCGACUUUAAUCGUCUGGGACCGAAACAGAGAGUGAUGCAUAAUCCGGCCAAUUGUUCUCUCGAACUGAAAAAGGUUCCGCGUAGCUUAAACAAUAUAACUCAAUUGAAUAAUCACUUUUCCAAAUUUGGUAAAAUUGUAAAUAUCCAAGUUAAUUUUGGCGGUGAUCCUGAGGCGGCGUUGGUUACUUUCCAACUGCCAGCAGAAGCAAAGUCUGCUUACAGAAGCACAGAGGCUGUGUUAAAUAAUAGAUUUAUUAAAGUAUUUUGGCAUAAUAACGUCAAUAAUAAUGCGGCUGGUGGAGCUAUUGAAAAUGUGCCACCAGGAUGCCGUCCCUCUGUGAAGGAAAGACUAGGCGCCGCAGUAACUUUACCGACAAAAACUGAAGAUAACGAGUACGUUCCCACGCGUCGUUCGACCGAGGAACAAAUCACGCAAACUUUAGUUCCAACUUCACCUAAAGCUGUCGUUGUUCCUACUCGAGAAGACAAGGUUCUCGCGAUAAAGAAAACGCAAGAGAUAUUAGCGGCUAAGGAGACGCUGAAGAAGAAACAAGAGGAGAAGCGUAAGGAGGCGAUAAAGCUGACCGCUGAUCUGCGCAAAAGGAAACAAGAGCUGCUAGAUAAGCAUCUGAUCGAAUUGCGCGUCCUCAUUGAUAAGGCUGAAAAGAAUCCGGAGCAAAAAGAGUCGAUUAUGUUAACGAUAAAGAACGUGCAGCAGACAGUCGAUAAUUUGCGUAAAGAUUUGGCUGCAAAUGGUCAGAUUGGCGGUAACAAGUCACAGGUAAAGUCCAGGGAACAGGCACAGAAGGAAAUAUUGGACGCUGAGUUAGAUUUAAUGACCGCACAGCAAGAGGGUCAAGACGCUGGCGAGCUACAGAAGAGAUUGAAUGAACUUCGGGCCCAAGCGGCUGCAUUGGGUUUAAACACAAAUCCCAGCGUGGGUAGAGGCGCAAAGGUCAGUCGGGUGGCACGCGGCACUCAUUUGGUGUCUUUCAGAGGCCGCGGCAGAGGGAGUUUCGCCCAUGUCUCGGUGGAUCACCGGCCAACAAGCCUUCUAGUUUCUGGCUACGAAACUGAAGAAAAGGCAGAAGUCCUAGCGCACUUUCAGCAAUUUGGUGAAAUAGUGAAUCAAAUAGUUGAUGAUGCGACUCCCUCGAUCGUGAUUAAUUUCAAAUCGAGAAAGGAGGCUGAGGUAGCUCUUGUGAAAGGACGCACAUUUCAAGACAGACUGUUAUCGAUAACUUGGGUAUCCGGCCAUCAUCUACAUCGUGGAGGAGCUGGUACUAACUCGAGUACAUCUAUACAACUCUCGUCGCGUUCUGAACAGAAUGCAUCUGCUGUAGAUGAAGAUAUCGAUUUAGAGGGCACGGAAGCGUUGCUUUUAGAGGAGAACGAGGAGGAAGAAGACGAGGAUGGUGAAUCGCGUAGCUGGCGGCGAUAGCAGCAUCAGCGUCAGAGUCAACGUCGUUUGUGACAGGAGCUUGGUGUCAAAUGUAAUGACAGCGUGAUCAUCCAGGCCGAUCGUACGCGACCUGGCACUUACGCCUACAUCGCCGCACCGCCGUUUGACGCAUUCAUUGCCAUGAUUUUCACGAAGAAAUCGAAUUGCAUCAUGCUCAUCAGCGUUAUCAUGAGUGUUACACUAUUUGUUAAUAUUAUUAAAUAUACUAUACACACAUGCGCACCAGUGACGGUAUGACAUACCAUUUUAAGUGACGCAUCACAAAUAGAGAAAGAAAAAAGAAAGGAGAAAAAUGAAUCAACAUACAAAGAACAACAGGAAUAGCUAACCAAAAUUUAUCCCUAUUAUUAUUAUUAUUUGUAGAAUAAAAUCGCUAUGUUUUGUAUGGGAAAAACAAAAAGAAA
This is a messenger RNA of Monomorium pharaonis (pharaoh ant), 3814 nucleotides long. It is a transcript of the gene swm, whose product is annotated as RNA-binding protein 26. The coding region runs from base 492 to 3389 and encodes 965 amino acids. Lineage: Eukaryota; Metazoa; Arthropoda; Insecta; Hymenoptera; Formicidae. The transcript has 10 exons. Gene Ontology annotation, biological process: mRNA processing. The record is from RefSeq and is a predicted model, not a curated record. Gene Ontology annotation, cellular component: nucleus. Gene Ontology annotation, molecular function: RNA binding; metal ion binding.